Aspergillus glaucus CBS 516.65 is the source of this 1020-nucleotide messenger RNA. RefSeq lists its product as uncharacterized. Bases 1 to 1020 code for a protein of 339 amino acids. The transcript has a single exon. The record is from RefSeq and is a predicted model, not a curated record. NCBI's taxonomy places the organism in Eukaryota, Fungi, Ascomycota, Eurotiomycetes, Eurotiales, Aspergillaceae.
AUGUCAACCUUCAACUUCCCCCGACACAAGCGCCAGUCGCUUGGAUCCCGGUACAGACCCCUAUCAGAGACCUCCCAGUUUCUUCUUCAAAAUCUAGGCGGUUCUUCAGAGCCACUUCCCCAAAACUAUCCUGUCCCACCCCCUCGUGUCGGAACCUUCGAAGACGACUAUGUUCUAUGCAAUCGAGUCUCCGGUCUGAUGGACGUCGACUAUUUGCGUGACAGAGACUCCAUUGGAAGCGACCUUUAUUCGGAGCGCGGCUCUCUGUAUGUAGUGAACUCCGGUAUCGAGACCCAGUCUAUCAACAGCGAGGGAUCUGUCACUAGCGAUAUAUCUAUCGGAAGUGAGAGUGAGGCUGAACUCCCAGCAUGCUUGACUCCGGGAAGAAUUUCGAACGCGCAGCCUCCUUCCGAUGCGUGCAUGGGAAUCCAGGAUUUCAUGGAAGAAGUGAGCCAGCACUGCGACAGUUACUUCGACGAUAGUGGUGUCGAUAUUGCACCUGCUCCUUUGAGACCGAGAAAGCGCCAGAACAACAAGAAGCGUCCCCACAAGACCUAUCGCGCCUUUAAAAAAACCAAAUUUCACUUCGACGAACACGAGGCCGAUGACCAUUCCCAUGAAAAGCGCGCGCAACCGGCCGUCGAAGAAGCAAUUGAACAGCAUCUGGCCCAAUUGGAGCAUCAAACCGCGGAACUCAGGGAGAUGUUAACCGCCUGCGAAUCCAAACUCUCCCAGAUGACCGAACAGCUUGCACAGUCAAAGUCGGAGAAGCAAGUUGUGUCCUUCAAGUCAUCCUUCGAACCGAAGACUGCGAAAUAUAAUGCGCUCCCCGUGAAGGAUAAUCCCUUCCCGAUAGUUGAGUACAAGAACGAGAGCCGUCGUCAUGGAGAUGCUUACAUGGAUUUCCUGCGUGUCGACUUUAUGGAUGCUGAGCAAGUCGAUCUCUUGUCCUAUGUGAAUAAUGCAGGCCUGAAUGCGCAGCAACGUAGAGGUCGAUUGCCGCGAGCUUGGGCUGCCUGA